Messenger RNA from Porites lobata, 4598 nucleotides. NCBI's taxonomy places the organism in Eukaryota, Metazoa, Cnidaria, Anthozoa, Scleractinia, Poritidae. The record is from the annotation of a GenBank genome assembly.
AUGGCUCAAGGUAAGAGCUUUUUCGAUGAUGUUAAAAAGGAGUUGGAAUGUUCCGUGUGUCGGGAGUUGUUCAGUGAAGUCAAUGAACCAAAAAUUCUAAAAUGUCUCCACACUUUUUGUAAGAAUUGUCUGGAAGCUUGGCUGAGGAGGCAGCGUGAAGGACAGCUAAGUUGUCCGACAUGUCGUCAAAUCACUGAGUGUCCCAGCAGCAACAUUAACAGCCUCCCAUCCAACCUUUUCUACAAACAGAUGGUGGAGAUUGUAGAGGCCUAUAGUGGUACAGGACAAGAAGAUGAUUCACUGCAUUGUGGGAACUGUGUGGAGAAAAAGCCUCUGCAGUUUUAUUGCUUUGAUUGUAACACCUUCUUGUGUGAGAAAUGCGCUGGCGCCCACAGCAAAUCGAAGUUGUUUAAAGGCCACCAUGUCAAGGAAAUUGGUAAAUUUGAGUCAAGCGAUAUGCAAGAUUACGCCCGAAAAUCCAACGUAUGUAAGAAACACAAGGAUGAGCUAAGAUUUUACUGUGAAAACUGCAACGUUUGCAUUUGUCGGGAUUGUGCCAUACUGGAGCACCGUGACGAUAACCACUACAUAAUUUCACUUGAAGAAGGAUUUGAAAACAAAAAAUCCGACAUAACAAGUAAAAUGAAAGACGUUGAAGCAAUUGCAAGUCGUUUGACGGACCAAAAACAAACGCUGGAGAAGAAAAAAUUUAGGAUGCUUGGAAGCAUUGAUCAAGCGACGAGUGAAAUUCACCGAGUCGCUGAACAAUGGAUCAGCUUCAUUCGCCAAAAUGAGGCAGCCAUGACCAAAACGUUGCUCGAGCAGAAAAAUUCUUUUCAAGGUACAUUUUCAUCCCAGAUGUCUCGCUUAGACGAAAAACUCAUUGAGAUAGACAGCAGCUUGGUAUUUAGCAGCGACGUUCUCGCUCGAGAAAAUCUACCAGAGAUUUUGAACGUGGAAGAAAUACUGGAUCAACGGUUUCAAGAACUUUCUUCGGAAUUUCGCGUCAACCUGAAUUAUUCAUGCGUCAAGUACGUUCCAAAUGAUGCAUCACCGUCAAUGAACGACGUGCUUGGAAAGUUAAUCUUUACUAAAACCGACCCUAUGCUCACGACAGCAAAUGGCAAGGGACUUACCGAAGGUACUGAAGACGAAGUGUGCUCUUUUAAGAUAGAAACAAGGGAUUCGCGGGGACAAAUAACUUACUCUAGCGUAGACAAAUUCGGUGUUGACAUCCGAUCAGUGGAUACAGGAAACGUUAUAGCCCCCGAAAUAACAGACUCAAAAAAUGGCUGUUACGAAGUAAAGUACAAACCCAAGAUUGCAGGAAAAUUUGAAGUGUGUAUAACUGUAGACGGUGAAGCAAUCGUUGACAGCCCAUUCCGACUUGAAGUGAAUGAAAAGAGAAGGCACUCCCAACCGACAGGUAUUGUCAAUGCUUAGUUUCAGUUGUUUGAAAAGAUCGAUUAGUGCACUAGUCUAACAAAGAAGGUUAACUUACUGGUUUUACAAAUGUAAUAAAUAAGAACGAUAUCACGAGGAACACUUGCUAAAACGGAUUUAUAGCCUAUUAAGACAACUGACAACUGGCCAGCAUCAUUUUAGAAAGAAGUUAGUACAGCCUUUGUUCUGAAGCGUAAAAAUGGUUUGUCAUUGUAGCCUUUUUAGAUAAAUACGUAACGGCGAAAUACGGGCCCUACAUAUUUCACAGCGCUUUAUUUAUCAGUCUAUUGUGGGGCAGCUUGAAGGAACCACCAUUUUCUGGUGACCAUGUACCCUUAGGGUACCUGGGAGGGUAACUUGCUUGGGACCUAUAUAUAAGGUUGGGUCUGUGCAUCAUGAAGCCGUCAAAAAAUGUUUUGAAACUGACAUAAUCAAACUUAUGCCCACGACAGACUAGAAUUACAGAUUAGCAGUUCGGGUCAAACCAUCUAGCUCAUCAUUUUUUUUUUUUUUUUUGGGGGAAUAUAUUGAUUCUUUUUCGACUUCUUUUGAUCUUAACGUGUUGAGUUUGUAAACUUAAAAAUAAAAAAAGAAAGAAAGAUCAGAAUCAUAGAGAGGAAAUUAAAGAAAAAAACAAACAAACAAACAAAAGAAUGAGCCGGAGCGCGAACCAAGGGGACUAGCGAAGGGAAGUUUUGAUUUUAAUGGUCAUUUUCUUAAAUAACCAACCUUACUCAGUUUACUUUACUAAUUUACGUUUUUUCACAUAAUCAAAUAUCAGGCCUACCAGUGAGUCUCCAGUCAAACCGAGCUUUAACCUGCAACUUGUGCAGCUAUAAUUCUAGUAAGCAAAUGUCUUCAUGUUUUCAUCACUAUUGUAAUUGGUGUCUGAAAAUUAUGCAGUCCCUUGGUUACUGUGUAUCGUGUCAGUAUUUGAGGGAUUUAGGAGGUAGAAUCUUAUUUGGAGAUCAACCUGACGGACAUAUGAGUUGGAGGACUGAACCAAGAAACUUUCUCCCGGGCAAUGAAGAUUAUGGGACUAUAAUAAUAAGCUGCAACUUUGACAGAGGAGUUCAAGGUACGUCUUUUAAUUGUUGUUUUAUUAAUUCGACUAUUAGAAAACGGAUUCUUAUUCAUUUUGGCUUUAAUUUAUACUUUGACUCCAAGCAGGACGUCCUUCAUGGGCGAUACAAAAAUGUUUAUCCCUUUCUCCCUUUUUGCCUGGACUAAAUGAGUUAAUUUGAGUGCAGGAUUAGCAUAAGACACAAUAUGUUUGUUAGGUACAAGCACCUUCAUGGUUGCAAUCUGCGUCGUGUUAUCGGCUGUAAUUUCUGUUCAUUUUUUUUGUGAACGUGUUCUUUGUUUACAGGGCGAAUGCCACUUAACUAUGGUUGAGUUCCCUUGUAUUAUUAUAUCACGCGGUUUGGUCGUUUCUGACUCGAAUUGUAAGCACUUUUAGAAUUAAUUUUUCAGAAUAAACUAAUUAAAAGUACAAUAGGAAAAUGACAAAAAGGCAUUAAAAUUGGCUGGAAUUCCAUUGAGUCAUCUUCCAGGAAUUCACUCACAUAGUGCGCUUAGGCUGCCUGUGAAAAUAUACAAAUAAUACUUCACAUUUUCAGGCGAACACCAUCCUAAUCCUGGCGUACCUUACUGCUGUUACUUCUGCACAUUCUACCUUCCUGACAACGAAGAGGGGCGAGAGCUCUCCGUGCUUUUGAGGAGAGCGUUCAAUGCAAACCAUAUGUUCACAAUCGCAGAGAAUAGUAUCGUGUGCAAUGGUUUGGAACUGAAAACGAGUCUACAAGGCGGUCCAUCAAAGUGAGUAAGGUCCUUUGUACAUCAAAGGGAAAUGCCUGGCCACAUAUAUUAGAGAACGUCCAAUACGUCUGGUACGUUUACGACUUCUAAUAAGGAAAAUGCAUUAAACGCGAAAAGACUUUUAAAGUUAGACGUUUAAAAACGUCUGAUAGACUCACUUUAUAGACCUCUUAGUAUCAGACGUUUAAGCCGUUUGGGUUAGAGAAGACGCAUUUUUGUCCAGACGUCCUGGAAGUGCUCUGGUAUGAAUAGGGACAACCGUCUUUGGGCACGAAUUAACCCUUACUUCGACGAGAAGGGUUACCACAGCCAACUCUAUCUGAUUCUCCCCCUGGGAUUCUCAGGGUGUGGCGUAUCGGCCUUUCAUCGCAUACCCCACUUGUAAAAUUCGUUGUUCAACCCUUAUGAAAAUUAGCGAAAAUCCUGUUCGAAAUCAGUGUUUUCACAUAUAUCGGGUACAACUUUUAACGAGUAGAAAUCGCAAUCUCACUCUCAAGCUUGCUUAUUUUUAUUCUUUUCUCCUCACAGUUACGGAUAUCCAGACCCCGGCUACCUUAACAGAUUAAAGCGACAGUUAGCUGACAAGGGUUUUACUUUAUAGAGAUUCACAUAGUCAGUUUGCGGAAUCAAACCUUUCAUUCCCAAGAUGCUCACACUCCAGAGAUGUCUAUAGAAAUACCAAAUUUCUUUUUAAAGAAUAUUGAAAAACGAAUAAAUAGUACCAACUGAAAGAACUGCUAGUUUCUUUUGGAUCGUUACAGUACUUGAAGUUUCAGGUUAGACUCAAAAGUUGGACUUUUGAAGACGGAUUCACGGCGUUAUUCCAUAUCUCGAACCCAGGAGAGGAUAUAAAGGAGCCAGAGAUAAUCCCCUACGUAGGCCCCAUACCCAUCGUAAUCCCCUUUUAAUUUAUCUUCUCUUGUCGAACAUCAUUAUAAAGAAUAAAAAACUUUGAUACUUAAAAGUAUCAAAGUUUUUUUACUGUAUACGAAGUAAAUAGUGCCACGCGAAUGUCCCACUGGAAAGAUUUAUUUGAAUGGGUAUUUAUCUGCAAACUCAAAAUUAACCCUAACCCUAACCCUUUGAACUAGAUGUGUUUCGGAAAUGCAUUGACGGAAUUGGACGACGCAGGAGUCUCCAAGCCCACGUUCAAACGGCGUUGGAUUGCGCUAUGCAUCGGAUACAAGAGAUAAUGAGCUCUCUUGUCGGAUAAAAUUACUAUGAUCCAGCGGUUAAUAUGGAAACCAUAUAAUUGCGCUAUGCAGUGGAUAAAGACCUAGUUAAGACAGAACUGGAAUGGUGAGGUACUGGCUCUCUGUCCUACAGCUGGAAGUCGC